Molecule: messenger RNA, 3133 nt
Organism: Amphimedon queenslandica
Lineage: Eukaryota; Metazoa; Porifera; Demospongiae; Haplosclerida; Niphatidae
Product: ankyrin-1-like
Exons: 2
Coding region: 138-2825 (895 amino acids)
Cellular component (GO): cytoplasm
Molecular function (GO): protein binding; phosphatase regulator activity; enzyme inhibitor activity
Source: RefSeq, a predicted model, not a curated record
ACAUUAUACACAGCAUUGCUUUUCACUGGUGACAUGCUUGCUGUUUCAUUUCUUUGGCAGACCACAAGCAGGAAAGAAGGAGAUAAACCAAAGGAAAAAACAUCAAACUAAAGAGGUUACAACACCAUCCACCCAUAAUGAAUCUACUGUGGGGUGGUAGAUCAUCUCCCACAAGAGACAGGAUGCUCCACAGUUCGGUCACAGGUGACAUAGGUAUGAUCCAAUCUCUGCUAGCCCUCGAUCCAAACGUCCUUCAAUCGAAAAACUCACACGGUCUAAGCACCCUACAGCUCUCAAUCAUUAAUGGUCACUUUUGUCUCUCGGAGUAUCUAAUUCAUGCAGGGAUUGACGUAAAGUUAAAGGAUAACCAAGGCUGGACUGCACUCCAUGAUGCCUCACUCUACUCUUCUACUACACUUGUAGUGCUUCUGUUGCAAUAUGGCUCUGAUAUCUUGGCAAGGACGUCGAAAGGGGAAAUGGCGAUCGACGUUGCCGGUGACACACCCACAGAGAACCUCCUACUAAAGAAAAUGGAGGAGGCUGGGCACGGGGCGAUCGCUAAGCGAUACAGGUCCAUUUUCGAAGGCAUCAAAGAUGAUUCAUCGCACGAAAAUAAUGAAAAUAACGAAGGGUCAAGGAUCAAGGCAGAGAAAGGGGUGGACCUGGGGGUAUCGACAUCCAAUACAGGAGAAGAUUCAUGCUCAGUUAUGAAUAAUGGCUUCUCUCAUAGAGAGUCACCUGGGAGUUGUAAUUCCAAUUUUGCUCCUGGAGGUAGCUCCACCCACGCAGGGAUAAAUUACAAGCCUCGCCCACUAAUUACUGAGCACCGCUCCAGGUAUAAAACGUCUCUGAGCACAGUCCGUGAAGAAAAGUGUAAUCUUCUUGGAGAAGAAACUGACGAGGAAGAGGAGACCCUCCCAAUUUGUAAAGGAGAGGUUUCCAGUAGUCCUAAACGAGUAAAGAGCCCCGCUUUAAGGAGAAGGAGAGAAAGUAGAGACGAAACGUCUCGCACAGACUCUUUGGAUCAGUCUCGGAUGUUAGCUAGGAGUUGUACCGCUCCUGUCCUUACUCGCUCCUCAAGUGUAGAUCAGCUAGGAAGCAGCGGAGGGCUACCAAGAGCUUCUCUACUAACACAGCUACCAGGAUCUAACUACAGACCGUCUUCAGCAGGGAGCGCCAGCGACGAAAAUAUGCAUCUGACAGAGAACAGCAGCGGAAAGAGAGCAGGGCCUUGUGGUCGCUGUCUUGCUUGUACCAGUGGUAACAGCUCUGGUUGUUCGAGCGAGAGGGAAACCCCGAUAGAGUUGUUGAAAAUGCGACCAAGAAAGCCCUCCAUAGUCGACUUGUCGAGACGGAGAAGCAGUCGAGAGGAUUUGGGGGUUGGAGAAAGCAGAAGGUCUGUUAGCUUCCAGCCUGAAGUACUGCUGCAAGAACUGGUGACUGAGGGAGACGCUGAAGUAGUCAAAGAGAUGAUUUCCUCUGGCAUAGUUGAUGAUGUUAACAAGAUGAGUCCAGUAGGACUAACUGCAUUACAUCAAUCAGCCCUUGAUGGAAACUUGGAAUGUGCUCGUACGCUCAUCCUCAACGGAGCUGACGUGAACAGUCUCGACUCUGAUGGAUGGUCCCCACUACAUGCUGCAGCAGCCACUGGACAUUUGGACACUGUCAUGUUUCUAUUAAAUGCCGGAGCUAAUCCAAGUACGAAGAACGAUGCUGGACAGACGCCUUCAGAAGUAGCUAAGAAGAGCCACAUCAAGAGAUUGAUAUUGAGAGCAGCUGCUGGAAAGUCUUUGCUGGAAUCAGACCAUGAAAAAGACGGACAUUCUGAGGACGAGUUUUCAUCAGAAGGAGAGGAAGAGGAGGAUGAGGAGAGGUAUAGUCACGUUGAGUCCGACUCUGAAGAAGGAGAACUUUGUUUCUCGGACGAUAGUGAGAGCUCUUCUCCCUGGGGACGUAAAAUGUCACUAAACGGAAGACCAGGAACAGGCAGACGCUCGCCUCCAUUACACGAAUCUGUUGAUAGCGUAUUCUCUACUGAUGGACGAGCUCCUGCUACUAUCCUUUCCCCUACUUCUCUUUUGAAAGACCGUGAGUUAUCAGACAGUACCUCCAGCUAUGGCUCUAUGACUGAAACUGAUAACAUCUCACUAAGACAUCAAGUGGCGAGUUUCGAAUCAGACGCAUGCACAUCGAGUUUAAAAACCCUCUGUCCUUCAUCACCUCCACCCAACGAUGAGGACCUCUCCGAUACAGAUAGAGAGACGACCGAUCAAGGUUUUAGUACUAUGGACGUCUCUAGUGAUUGCUCAAACAGACGCCUGCAGUGUUCCGAUGACGAAGGUACUUCAAGAGACGUGCUAGACACUGAUCUGGUGCCAGGCGGAUUUGAUUACAAGUUUCAAGAAGCAGUGUUAAACGGCGACGUCGAUGCUUUACUCAAAUUGAUAAAAGUGAAGGCCCAAAUCGAUAUUAACCGAAUCAACAAGCAAUCAGGAAUCAGUGCGUUACAUCAUUCAGUGCUGGAGGAGAAUUAUACUUUAGUGAAGCACUUGGUCUCUGAUUUUAACUGUGAUAUUAACUUAAAAGACGUCGAAGGCUGGACUCCGUUACACGCUGCAAGUGCUGUGGGUUCGAUUCGAAUCGCUCAAUUUCUACUAGAAAACGGCGCCAAGGCCUCCGUCCUAAAUAAUAAUUGCGAGUUCCCUGUUGAUGUGACUGAUGAAGAAGGAAUGGCCGCUCUGUUAAAGAAGGCAAUGCUGGGUCCUCCAUUAAAGGGAUCACUGUACAACGCAGGUAGACGAGAGAAGGAGAGGCUUGUUUUAUAAUGAGGACUUAUAAUCUGUAAUUAUUAUUAUUAUUAGUGAAUUAUUAUUGUUGCUCUGGAUCAAUUCCCCUUUUCUGUUUGUUAUUUUUAUCUCUCAAGUAAAAGUGUUUAAUUUAUUAUUAUUUUUGUGUUUUUUUUUUCAUUGUGUUAUUAUUAUUGUCCCAAUCAAUCAACUUCACUUUUGUCAUUAUUGUUAUUAUUAUUUUGUCAAAUCUCACACACAUACACAAACACUACACUGCACUAUUGUUAUUAUCAUUAUUAAAAUACAAAACAUUUAUUUGAUUCUCAACACAAUUUAAAUCGAAA